AUGUCAGAACCAUUAUUUAUCAAUCCACAAAUCCGCAAGUAUGAAUCAUUUGUAAAUGAUCGACUCCGAAAAGAUUUAGAAAAAGUAUUGGAAGAGCGAGACAAGCUCUAUGAACAAAUUGCACAACUCCUUCAGUUGCGAAAUCAGAUCCAUGUAAUCCAGAAGCAGUCUCAGGGAGAAAUGAAGACCAUGAUGGAUGUUGGAUGCGAUUUCUUCAUGAAAGCUCGAAUACCAGAUACUAGCAAGAUUAUUUUAAAUGUCGGAUCAAACAUUUUUGUUGAGAUGCCACUUGAUGAUGCCAUCAAGUUUCUAGAAAAAAAAGAAAAAACACUAGAAGGACAAACAGAAAAGUGGACAAAUAGGGCAUCGGAAAUUCGUGCACAUAUUAAACUGGUUCUCAAGGCCAUUUCAGAGUUGCUACAAUUAUCUGAAUGA
This is a messenger RNA of Batrachochytrium dendrobatidis JAM81, 435 nucleotides long. RefSeq lists its product as uncharacterized. Gene Ontology annotation, biological process: negative regulation of transcription by RNA polymerase II. NCBI's taxonomy places the organism in Eukaryota, Fungi, Chytridiomycota, Chytridiomycetes, Rhizophydiales. The transcript is spliced from 6 exons. The record is from RefSeq and is a predicted model, not a curated record. Bases 1 to 435 code for a protein of 144 amino acids. Gene Ontology annotation, molecular function: transcription corepressor activity.